Messenger RNA from Papaver somniferum (opium poppy), 429 nucleotides. RefSeq lists its product as uncharacterized. The coding region runs from base 1 to 429 and encodes 142 amino acids. NCBI's taxonomy places the organism in Eukaryota, Viridiplantae, Streptophyta, Magnoliopsida, Ranunculales, Papaveraceae. The transcript has a single exon. The record is from RefSeq and is a predicted model, not a curated record.
AUGAUUAACCAGUGCAUUUCCACAGAGUCCACCUUUAUUCUUCUCAAUGAUGCUCCACGUAAAGUUUAUUAUCCUCAAAUAGGCUUGAGACAAGGAGAUCCCUUGUAUCCAUAUCUCUUCAUUCUCUGUAUGGAAGGUUUAUCUAGAGGUUUGAUUCAAGCUGAAAAUGUUAACCUCAUUCAUGGAUUUAAAGCCAACAAACACUGUCAUUCUAUCUCUCACUUAUUCUUUGACGAUGAUUGCUUGAUUUUCAUUAAGGCAAGAACUAAAGAUGUUAGGAAUUUAGCUACUCUUAUUAAUCAAUCUAGUAAGUUCUCAGGUCAGGCUGUUAAUUUUGAGAAAUCUGCACUGGCUUUUAGUAAUAAAGUUCCAAAUAAUGUGAAGAAUGAGAUAACCAAUAUUCUCAGGGAAAAAAAUGUCCCUAAAUGA